This is a messenger RNA of Penaeus indicus, 1232 nucleotides long. Its product is annotated as protein tramtrack, beta isoform-like. The coding region runs from base 150 to 1232 and encodes 360 amino acids. The record is from RefSeq and is a predicted model, not a curated record. Gene Ontology annotation, molecular function: protein binding. Gene Ontology annotation, biological process: regulation of transcription by RNA polymerase II. NCBI's taxonomy places the organism in Eukaryota, Metazoa, Arthropoda, Malacostraca, Decapoda, Penaeidae. The transcript has 5 exons. Gene Ontology annotation, cellular component: nucleus.
CGCGUUGGCAACACGUCCAUCAGAGAAUGUUGUGAUUCCGUCAAAAAAAAAAAAAAGUAAAUAACAAAGACCUACUCUUUUUUCUCCAGCAUUUUCAGGGAUAAAGGCCAGUGUCUGGGAGACAUUAGCAGCAGAUAUAUUUAGCCAAGAUGGGUGAUGGAAUGCUAUCCCUGUCUUGGAACAAUCACCAUGCUACUUUCUGUGAUAUAUUAAGUAAAUUAAGAGAAAAGGAAAGCUACACAGAUGUAACAUUGUCCUGUGAAGGAAAUUUUUAUCCAUUGCAUAAAUUAGUCUUGUCAACGUGUAGUGAAUAUUUUGAGAAAAUAUUUGAAAGAACACCAUGUAAACAUCCAGUUAUUGUGCUAAAUGACAUUAAGUGCAGAGAACUUGAGGCACUGUUGAGCUAUAUGUAUGCUGGGGAAGUGAGUGUGCCACAAAGCAACCUAGCUAUGCUUAUAAAAGUGGCAGAAGUCCUGCAGAUCAAGGGCCUGGCAGUGCCUGACACGCCCCCAACUCCUGCCAAAUCUAAGUCAAGUUCGCUCGAGUCUGGGGCUGAGAGAAUCAGCCCACACCCUCCUAAAAGACGCAGGACAGAGGAAAGACUUGUAGACACCACCAGAACCAUGCACGAAUCCACAAGUCCCAACGUCAGAUUGAACCCCACCGAGAAAGGGAGACAAGUGACGCAUGAAGAGGGACACCCCAGGAAAGGCCAGGAAGAAGCUCAAGACCCUCUUUCUGUGUCUGAGAUUGGGCGGGAAGAUUAUUAUGCUGCAGAAAUAAAAGAGGAGAUUAUCGAGGAUGUGGUUGACAGUGAAGGCACUCAGAUAGGAAGGACAGAUCACAGCAUAGAAUACGAUGCUCAACUUGCCCCUUUCAAAAGUGAGGGCAGCAGUAGAGACAGCAUAUCAGGACACACAGGCUCAGCAGAAUACAGCGAUCCACAGUUUGAACACCUCAACACCUCUGGACUGCAGACAAAUGAAAUGAACCCAGGACCCUCGGAGAUGAUUGAGUGGCAAGACGGUAUAGUAGAAUCGGACAUGACUUCUGGGGAAGGCUGUAGUGGAGUGGGCAUUCUUCAGCCAUCAUCACCCAUGCUAGGCCAGCAGACGCCACAGCUUCUAACACAGCAAGGGGUCAGUGUCCUGUUUUCCUUUCAGCGUGUUCACUUUGGGAUUACUGCGUGUCAUGGGUAUGAUCUCUCAUCCCUCUUGGGGUUGCAUUAUUAG